AUGAUCUUAACAACUGUCUGGUUUGCAUUGAAAAGAAUGCCACGUUCAACGACACAAAGUUCAACUUAUUCAUCAAUUUAUCUUAUUAAAUAUCAAUUUAAUAAAUCUUCAUCAUUAUAUCCAUUAAUUAAAUCAAAUUAUGCUAAGAAGAAUUUAACUGAUUAUGAAAGUUUAAAAGUAACAUCUGGUUAUAUGGGUAUUUGUGUUCAUUUGAAAGAUGAUAUAACAUGUACUUCAAAAUCUAAUGUAUCACAAUUUGGUCAAACUUCAAUUCCAUUAUAUACAAGUUCUUCAAAUUCAAGUUCAACUGAUAUUGAUUUAGUUAGAUUAGGAUCAGAAUUUUCAAAUGAAAUUAAUCAUCCAUAUGUUUUAAUUGCCACAAUUAUUUUGACUUUGAUUUUAUUUUUAACAUUAUUAUAUAUCACAGUUCCAGGAUUACCAAUGAAAACAAUUGUUAAUAAAAUUAAUCUGGUAUUAGCACCAGCUAUAACAUUACUUUGGGGUCUUGGUUCAAUGUGGGCUCAUGUCGCUCAACAUGCUGGUAAGAAUCUUGUUCAGAGUGCAAGUAUGGAUAUUGUUAUGGCACAUGUUGGUCGUAAAGCUGCUGCAAUGACUUGGACACCUUUUUCAUUUUUCUUAAUCAUAACAAUUGGUAUUGUUGCUUUGCAUUUAAGAGAUUUGAAAAGACAAAUUGAAGAAGUUGAUCCAAAAGUUUGA
Molecule: messenger RNA, 717 nt
Organism: Hansenula ciferrii
Lineage: Eukaryota; Fungi; Ascomycota; Saccharomycetes; Phaffomycetales; Wickerhamomycetaceae
Gene: FIG1
Product: Fig1p
Exons: 2
Coding region: 1-717 (238 amino acids)
Biological process (GO): conjugation with cellular fusion
Cellular component (GO): mating projection tip; membrane
Source: RefSeq, a predicted model, not a curated record